Molecule: messenger RNA, 2759 nt
Organism: Oncorhynchus keta (chum salmon)
Lineage: Eukaryota; Metazoa; Chordata; Actinopteri; Salmoniformes; Salmonidae
Product: zinc finger CCCH domain-containing protein 13-like
Exons: 2
Coding region: 392-1318 (308 amino acids)
Source: RefSeq, a predicted model, not a curated record
UCAUAUGCUUUUCCUUCUGCCUGCCUGCCUGGCGCAUUACACUGGCCCACAAACCCAUUCUGUGACACGCUAGGCCCUGCCGUUAAUGCUGUUGUGACCAGGGGCUGUGUAUUCAUCUUGGUUGAAAGCUUUACUGGUGGAGAGGGAGGAUGAAAAGGAAACGCACAUAAUGUCCCUGUCCUGGGGGAUUGUGUUCUAGUCUCAGUGUCUGUUGAUUUCCAUUGACUGGGACAAUUCUGCUGUAAUGUACCUAUCUCACUGGCUAAUAUGAGCAGCUUACUGCUAGCCUACUGCACGCAGACAGGACAUUAAUGCAAUGUAUUUUUUUAAAUAAGAAAGAGAGAGGGAGAGAAAUGCAAGAGAGAGAGAAAUAUGCAAGAGAGAGAGAAAUAUGCAAGAGAGAGAGAGAUAUGCAAGAGAGAGAGAGAUAUGCAAGAGAGAGAGAGAUAUGCAAGAGAGAGAGACAUAUGCAAGAGAGAGAGACAUAUGCAAGAGAGAGAGAAAUAUGCAAGAGAGAGAGACAUAUGCAAGAGAGAGAGAAAUAUGCAAGAGAGAGAGACAUAUGCAAGAGAGAGAGACAUAUGCAAGAGAGAGAGAAAUAUGCAAGAGAGAGAGAAAUAUGCAAGAGAGAGAGAGAUAUGCAAGAGAGAGAGACAUAUGCAAGAGAGAGAGAGAUAUGCAAGAGAGAGAGAAAUAUGCAAGAGAGAGAGAAAUAUGCAAGAGAGAGAGACAUAUGCAAGAGAGAGAGAGAUAUGCAAGAGAGAGAGAGAUAUGCAAGAGAGAGAGAAAUAUGCAAGAGAGAGAGAAAUAUGCAAGAGAGAGAGAGAUAUGCAAGAGAGAGAGAGAUAUGCAAGAGAGAGAGACAUAUGCAAGAGAGAGAGACAUAUGCAAGAGAGAGAGAAAUAUGCAAGAGAGAGAGACAUAUGCAAGAGAGAGAGAAAUAUGCAAGAGAGAGAGACAUAUGCAAGAGAGAGAGAAAUAUGCAAGAGAGAGAAAAUAUGCAAGAGAGAGAGAAAUAUGCAAGAGAGAGAGAGAUAUGCAAGAGAGAGAGAAAUAUGCAAGAGAGAGAAAAAUAUGCAAGAGAGAGAAAAAUAUGCAAGAGAGGGAGAAAUAUGCAAGAGAGAGAGAGAUAUGCAAGAGAGAGAGUCAUAUGCAAGAGAGAGAGACAUGUGCAAGAGAGAGAGACAUAUGCAAGAGAGAGAGAAAUAUGCAAGAGAGAGAGAAAUAUGCAAGAGAGAGAGACAUAUGCAAGAGAGAGAGACAUAUGCAAGAGAGAGAGAGAUAUGCAAGAGAGAGAGAGAUAUGCAAGCGAAAGUGAGAGAGAUGAGAGAGAGAGAUACGAGAGCGAGAGAUGCAAAAGAAAGAGAGAGUCGCUCUGGAUAAGAGCGUCUGCUAAAUGACUUAAAUGUAAAUGUAAAUAUGCGAGAGAGAGAGAAAGAUAGAGAUGCAAGAGAGACAGAUGAGAGAGAGAGCGAGAGAGAGAGAGAAGAAAAGCCAAAAUGGACAGUUUUGGCAGCCAAAUAUGUGUCCUCCUGCCACAACCUGAGGGACGGCCAGUGAAAAGUGCAAAGUAACGUUGUUUUGUUUUGUCUUUCAUACCACGUCAUGUGUCUUCGAAGUCAUGUUGACACUGGUCCACUACCAGGUCAUGUGUCUUCUCAGUCAUGUUGACACUGGUCUACUACCAGGUCAUGUGUCUUCUCAGUCAUGUUGACACUGGUCUACUACCACGUCAUGUGUCUUCUCAGUCAUGUUGACACUGGUCUACUACCAGGUCAUGUGUCUUCUCAGUCAUGUUGACACUGGUCCACUACCAUGUCAUGUGUCUUCUCAGUCAUGUUGACACUGGUCCACUACCACGUCAUGUGUCUUCUCAGUCAUGUUGACACUGGUCUACUACCACGUCAUGUGUCUUCUCAGUCAUGUUGACACUGGUCCACUACCAGGUCAUGUGUCUUCUCAGUCAUGUUGACACUGGUCCACUACCACGUCAUGUGUCUUCUCAGUCAUGUUGACACUGGUCUACUACCAGGUCAUGUGUCUUCUCAGUCAUGUUGACACUGGUCCACUACCAGGUCAUGUGUCUUCUCAGUCAUGUUGACACUGGUCUACUACCAGGUCAUGUGUCUUCUCAGUCAUGUUGACACUGGUCCACUACCACGUCAUGUGUCUUCUCGGUCAUGUGUCUUCUCAGUCAUGUUGACACUGGUCUACUACCAGGUCAUGUGUCUUCUCAGUCAUGUUGACACUGGUCUACUACCAGGUCAUGUGUCUUCUCAGUCAUGUUGACACUGGUCUACUACCAGGUCAUGUGUCUUCUCAGUCAUGUUGACACUGGUCUACUACCAGGUCAUGUGUCUUCUCAGUCAUGUUGACACUGGUCUACUACCAGGUCAUGUGUCUUCUCAGUCAUGUUGACACUGGUCUACUACCAGGUCAUGUGUCUUCUCAGUCAUGUUGACACUGGUCUACUACCAGGUCAUGUGUCUUCUCAGUCAUGUUGACACUGGUCUACUACCAGGUCAUGUGUCUUCUCAGUCAUGUUGACACUGGUCUACUACCAGGUCAUGUGUCUUCUCAGUCAUGUUGACACUGGUCCACUACCAGGUCAUGUGUCUUCUCAGUCAUGUUUACACUGGUCUACUACCAGGUCAUGUGUCUUCUCAGUCAUGUUGACACUGGUCUACUACCAUUGCUUUAAUGUAUUGUUGUUCGCAUCAAUAUUGUUGUUGUAGUUGUUGUUAAUGGUAAUCCCAUGU